Propithecus coquereli (Coquerel's sifaka) is the source of this 4811-nucleotide messenger RNA. RefSeq names its product anoctamin 1, calcium activated chloride channel (gene ANO1). The transcript is spliced from 27 exons. Gene Ontology annotation, molecular function: protein dimerization activity; chloride channel activity. Gene Ontology annotation, biological process: chloride transmembrane transport. The coding region runs from base 254 to 3328 and encodes 1024 amino acids. Lineage: Eukaryota; Metazoa; Chordata; Mammalia; Primates; Indriidae. The record is from RefSeq and is a predicted model, not a curated record. Gene Ontology annotation, cellular component: plasma membrane.
AGGUCGCCAGGACCCCUAGACCAAAAAGCCGAGGGGGAGGAGCGGCGCGGCUGUGCACGAGGGCAGCCAAGUUUGGCUCCGGCGCGUGCGGCUUUGCGUCCUGCCUCUGGGGAGGAGGGGGACUGUCCCCUCUCGAGCUGGGCUCGGACCCUGGCCCUCGGAGCUGCUGCAGACCUCGAGAGGUGACUUCGUCACUCGGGCUCUUGAACCCCGUGCGUCCGGGACGCACCAGACCCGGGCAGGGAGCUGCGCCAUGCAGGAGGGCGACAUCGGCCUGGAGGGGCUGUCCCCCAAGGAAGCCCCCGCAGCCCAGGCCGCCGGCGCCGUGGAUGGGGAGGGCGCGCCGCCCGGCGGUCCCCGCGCACAGGCGGCCACGAUGAGGGUCAACGAGAAGUACUCGACGCUCCCGGCCGAGGACCGCAGCGUCCACAUCGUCAACAUCUGCGCCAUCGAGGACAUCGGCUACCUGCCGUCCGAGGGCACGCUGCUGAACUCCCUGUCCGUGGACCCGGAUGCCGAGUGCAAGUAUGGCCUGUACUUCAGGGACGGCAAGCGCAAGGUGGAUUACAUCCUGGUGUACCAUCACAAGAGGGCCUCGGGCAGCAGGACGCUGGCCAGGAGGGUCCAGCACAGCGAUGCCGCCCCAGGGGCACGCAGCGUCAAGCAGGACCACCCCCUGCCUGGGAAGGGCAGGCCGUCGGAAGCAGAGCCCCCGAUGGACUACCACGAGGAUGACAAGCAGUUCCGCAGGGACGAGUACGAGGGCAACCUCCUGGAGGCCGGCCUGGAGCUGGAGCGGGACGAGGACACUAAAAUCCACGGCCUUGGGUUUGUGAAAAUCCACGCCCCCUGGAACGUGCUGUGCAGAGAGGCCGAGUUUCUGAAGCUGAAGAUGCCCACCAAGAAGAUGUAUCGCAUCAAUGAGACCCGUGGCCUCCUGAAAAAAAUCAACUCCGUGCUCCAGAAGAUCACGGACCCCAUCCAGCCCAGGGUGGCGGAGCACAGGCCCCAGACCAUGAAGAGACUCUCCUAUCCCUUCUCCCGGGAGAAGCAGCACCUAUUUGACCUGUCGGAUAAGGAUUCCUUUUUCGACAGCAAGACCCGGAGCACAAUAGUCUACGAAAUUUUGAAGAGAACGACAUGUACCAAAGCCAAGUACAGCAUGGGCAUCACGAGCCUGCUGGCCAAUGGCGUGUACUCUGCUGCAUACCCGCUGCACGACGGGGACUAUGAAGGUGAAAACGUGGAGUUCAAUGACAGGAAGCUCCUGUACGAAGAGUGGGCGCGGUACGGCGUCUUCUAUAAGUACCAGCCCAUCGACCUGAUCAGGAAGUACUUCGGGGAGAAGAUCGGCCUGUACUUCGCCUGGCUGGGCGUGUACACCCAAAUGCUCAUCCCGGCCUCUGUCGUGGGAAUCAUCGUGUUCCUGUACGGAUGCGCCACCGUGGAUGAAAACAUCCCCAGCAUGGAGAUGUGUGACCAGAGACACAACAUCACCAUGUGCCCCCUUUGCGACAAGACCUGCAGCUACUGGAAGAUGAGCUCAGCCUGCGCCACGGCCCGGGCCAGCCACCUCUUCGACAACCCGGCCACCGUCUUCUUCUCCGUCUUCAUGGCCCUGUGGGCUGCCACCUUCAUGGAGCACUGGAAGCGGAAACAGAUGCGGCUCAAUUACCUGUGGGACCUCACAGGCUUCGAGGAGGAGGAGGAGGCUGUCAAGGAUCAUCCCAGAGCCGAAUACGAAGCCAGAGUCCUGGAAAAGUCUCUGAGGAAAGAGUCCAGAAACAAAGAGAAGCGCCGGCACAUUCCAGAGGAGUCGACAAACAAAUGGAAGCAGAGGGUUAAGACAGCCAUGGCGGGGGUGAAAUUGACAGACAAGGUGAAGCUGACCUGGAGAGACCGGUUCCCCGCCUACUUCACCAACUUGGUGUCCAUUGUCUUCAUGAUCGCAGUGACGUUUGCCAUCGUCCUUGGCGUCAUCAUCUACAGAAUCUCCACAGCCGCCGCCUUAGCCAUGAACUCCUCCCCCUCCGUGCGGUCCAACAUACGGGUCACGGUCACGGCCACCGCGGUCGUCAUCAACCUAGUGGUCAUCAUCCUCCUGGACGAGGUCUACGGCUGUAUAGCCAGGUGGCUCACCAAGAUCGAGGUCCCAAAGACGGAGAAGAGCUUCGAGGAGAGGCUGAUCUUCAAGGCUUUUCUGCUGAAGUUCGUGAAUUCCUACACUCCCAUCUUUUACGUGGCUUUCUUCAAAGGCCGGUUUGUGGGACGCCCAGGCGACUACGUGUACAUUUUCCGCUCUUUCCGCAUGGAGGAGUGCGCGCCGGGGGGCUGCCUGAUGGAGCUGUGCAUCCAGCUGAGCAUCAUCAUGCUGGGGAAGCAGCUGAUCCAGAACAACCUGUUCGAGAUCGGCAUCCCGAAAAUGAAGAAGCUGAUCCGCCACCUGAAGCUGAAGCGGCAGAGGCCCCCCGAGCACGAGGAGCACGUGAAGAGGAAGCAGCGCUACGAGGUGGACUACAACCUGGAGCCCUUCGCCGGCCUCACGCCCGAGUACAUGGAAAUGAUCAUCCAGUUUGGCUUUGUCACCUUGUUCGUCGCGUCCUUCCCGCUGGCGCCGCUGUUCGCACUGCUGAACAACAUCAUCGAGAUCCGCCUGGACGCCAAAAAGUUCGUCACCGAGCUCCGAAGGCCGGUGGCCGUCAGAGCCAAAGACAUCGGCAUCUGGUACAACAUUCUCAGAGGCGUUGGGAAGCUGGCAGUCAUCAUCAACGCCUUCGUGAUCUCCUUCACGUCCGACUUCAUCCCGCGCCUGGUGUACCUCUACAUGUACAGCCAGAAUGGGACCAUGCACGGCUUUGUCAACCACACCCUGUCCUCCUUCAACGUCAGCGACUUCCAGAAUGGCACAGCCCCCAAUGACCCCCUGGACCUGGGCUACGAGGUGCAGAUCUGCAGGUACAAAGAUUACCGAGAGCCCCCGUGGUCGGAACACAAGUACGACAUCUCCAAGGACUUCUGGGCCGUCCUGGCAGCCCGGCUGGCGUUUGUCAUCGUCUUCCAGAACCUGGUCAUGUUCAUGAGCGACUUUGUGGACUGGGUCAUCCCGGACAUCCCCAAGGACAUCAGCCAGCAGAUCCACAAGGAGAAGGUGCUCAUGGUGGAGCUGUUCAUGCGGGAGGAGCAGGGCAAGCUGCAGCUGCUGGACACCUGGAUGGAGAGGGAGCGCAAGAAGGACGAGCCGUGCAACAACCACAACGCCAGAGCCUGCCCGGACAGCCUCGGCAGUGGCCCGGCCCCCGACCACGCAUACCACGGUGGCGUCCUGUAGCCGGGCAUCCGACCAGCAGGCACCCGUUCCCCGGGCAGGCGGCUUCUGGCCCCCAUCAGGGCCCAGUGGCUCCUAUGUUUUCUGCAAACACGGAGGACCCCUUUCUGAUAGGACAUUUUUCUUUCUCCUUUAUGUUUUUUUGUUCCCCUUUGUUUUUGCACAAAACCGUUAUGCAGGGAACUUUUUUUGUAUCUUUAGUAUUCAAGGUGAAUCAAAAUGAUGGCUGGUGAUUGGGCAGUAAUUACACGUAGCAAAGGCAGGCGCUUUGCAGAAACAAUUCUUCGAAACCUUGAGUUUCUUUGCAGUGGAAGGUGGAAAUCUUCCUUUUUAAUCCUUCUGUUGCCUUAAGGGAAAUGCAAAAUGGUAUUCCAGGGCAUUGGGCAAAAGCGAGGCGAUGUUUCAGGGAGGACCGAGAAACUGAGAAGGAAUAACAGUGUUGACCUCGGUUCCCAAAGGGGUCACCUGCCUCUACUGAUGACUUUUAAUCAUCUUUGCCUUUGGUAACUUCAGAAGCUGAGACACCCAGGUCAGAGAGAGAAGUUCCCCGUCCCUGUCCGCACGGGGUGUGUGGGAGUGUCCAGUUUAUGCUUAGAGUACUAGACAGGUGCGGGCGUCCCUGAUUAAGCAGGUGACAGCACCCUUGGCAUGCAUCCCCUGCCCAUCACGCCAAGCUGACCUCAGAGUUGUUCAUCUUCCUUGUGGGACAAAACCAGGUUGAUGGGAAAAUGGGCAGGGAGAGGUAACCUCGGAAGCAUUUCUAAAGAUGGCUUAAGGCUUUCAAGAUGUCUUAAGGCUUCCGUGUGUGUGGGGGGGGUCCUUUGAAGCUUUAGAAUAUUUAUUGGUAUUUUUUUAAAUCAGUUAUUUGGUAGAUUUGAGGAUUUUUUUCUGUAGCUCAAAGGUGGAAGGAGCUUAUUUUAUUAGAUAACCAAAUAUCAUUGAGAGGAAUUUAAAAUACUGUUACUACCAAAGAUUUUUAUUAAUAAAGGCUUCUAUUUUGAUAACACUUCUCUAUAUUUUUACUCACAGAAAUGUCACUGUUGGACAAUUAUCAUUUAAAAAGCUUGUAAAAACAAGUCUCAUACGUGCUAUGAGCAAUCUAAAUUUGCAGCAAUUACACUAACCAAUUAUCUGAAAUUUCUCAAGCACCAAGAGAAACAUAAAAAGAAAUGUUUCAUCGAAGGCGGGAAGAACAACCAUGAAUAUAUUUGUUCUGAACGUAUCUUGGUGUGACGUUGACAUUCCCGUCACGCGCUGCCUGUGAUCCAAGGCUGUGGGUGUCAUGGGUUUUCGUUACCGGCUGAAAUCAUGCAGUCUGAUGCUUCUGUUUUCUCUUGUACAGUAAGUAGUUUGAAAUGGGGUUUUUGUAUAUAAAUAUUGUAUUAAAAUUAGGUGAUUACCAAAAAUCCUUUUAUGGAAACCAUUUUUUUAAAAGUGAAUGUACACAGAGGACUGUGGCUGAACAUUCAUUUAAAUAAAUUUGAAU